This is a messenger RNA of Daphnia pulex (common water flea), 1852 nucleotides long. RefSeq lists its product as uncharacterized. The transcript has 3 exons. NCBI's taxonomy places the organism in Eukaryota, Metazoa, Arthropoda, Branchiopoda, Diplostraca, Daphniidae. The coding region runs from base 123 to 1787 and encodes 554 amino acids. The record is from RefSeq and is a predicted model, not a curated record. Gene Ontology annotation, molecular function: protein binding.
GUCAGUUUAUUCUCAGUGUUGUUGACCUUCGGUUGGUAGACUGGAGCUCGUAGUUACUUAAUUCUGUUUCUGAGAUAUUAAAAAAUUCAACUCUUAAUUUUUGUUUUGUAGAACACGUUAUCAUGACAUACAGUUUGUUUGGUACCCCGAAGAUGAUUGUGCCGUACGAGUGGAACUUUGAGUGUGUAGAGGAAGAACCGAAGACAAUUGCUUCGAAAAUGAUUCUGUUUCGUGGCGAAAAAGUAUUCCGUGUGGGAUUGAAGAAUCACGUCCAAUAUCCCAUUUUGUUUUUCAUGGCAAUCAAUCUCAGAAAAAUCGGGAUGAAAGUGGAAGACGUAAAAUACGGCUAUAAAAAUGUAGAUACGAUCACAAAAAUGACAAAACAGGAUCUCGGUGAUGAAGGAAAUCUACAGUUAUUCACCAUGACAUUUCCUAAAAAGUUCCUUCAUACUCGCACAUUUGUUUUUCAAAUUUGCAUCGUAGGGGCUGAUCCCGGCUAUUCCUAUCAACUGUGCGAUCGUCUGGCCAAGUCUCAAUUGUGGGCUGCUGUAAAAGAUCAAAAACAUGUAGCGGACUUGGUAUUCAUCGUGAAAGACAAAACAUUUCCUGCUCACAAAUCAAUCCUUGCUGCCCGCAGUCGAGUGUUUGCAGACGAAUUCGAGAGGAUUCAACUAGACGUUCCUCAUCAGAUCCGGAUCGAUGGAGCGGAACCUUCAACUGUGUUGAAUUUUCUUCACUUUGUCUACACGGGAGAGCCAAUGGGAACCUUGGCCGAUGAAGAAUUGCUGAAAUUAGCUUAUCACUAUCAGCUUACAAUUCUGGCUAAUUUGUGCUAUCACGCUCUGGAGAAAAUAGAUGCCAUGCAAAUGGCUGUCCUCAGGAAACGUUUAAAUAGCAAUACUGGAGAACUUUCUUCUUCCAAAAUCAUGCCGGAAGAAGAAACGGAAAUAAUGUUUGAUCGAACGACGCCAACCUUUCGUUGCCCUUGGCUAUUGAAAAGAUCUGAAAACGGACAAUCCGAAAGUGUGAUGCAAUAUCUAAAUGAGAACAUUUUUAUCGCUUACUUCACUGAAGUAAAAGAACGUGAAUCGCAAUCUAAACAAGACGAUAUUAGCACACCUGUGAUUCAUUUAACAUGCGUCAAGCAUCGAAGAUUCGGUUUGAAAGUUGUGGGUGCCUACUGCGGCAUGCAGGGAUCGGCCACGAGGGGAUACAAACAAUGGUUAAAAAUGGAACCGAAAUAUCACCAGGAAAAUGCAGAACUACUACACUUCACCGAACAAGCUUUAUUGGAUCUCAGUAAUGCAAAUCUCCAAUUCCGAGUCUACUUUGAAAUCAAAACGUUCAGCACCAUCGGCAAUUAUUACUACGAGAUGAUGGACGACAAAUGGCCGACAGAUUUAUGGCUGGCAGCAACUAACCGGAAGUUGACGGAUGUCGAAAUCUUCGUCGGAACUGUUAAGGUGAUGGAAGCUCACCAGAUUAUUCUAUGCGCCCGGAGUCCAGUCCUGAAUGCAUCUUUAAAUAACAACAGCAGCGGAACGAAAUCUGAAGUUUACUUUCAGGAGGAAUUUGGUGUCGGGGUUGUGAAACAUUUCUUGAAUUUCCUCUACACCGGAUCUUUAAAGUCGACUGACAGCGUUCAUCAUCAUCAGCUUAGUAAAUUGGCGACAAUUUACCAAGUGGAGACUUUGACAAAUGUGUGUCAACUACUCAAUCGCGCACCAGAUGUAGAAGAACUGAGCGACUGUCUUAUUCAGCUAGAACCACCGGGUGAGUUGCCGUAAUUCUUUAAAACAAAAUGUUAUGCAACAUUUGUUGGUGUCGUUUAAAUACAGAAGUUCAUGUCAAA